AUGUGUCCCCUCCCUCUCGCAGCCGCCGCAGUCGCUGCGCCCCGAGCCCCUCUCCGGCUCCUCAACAGAGGGCUCGCCGCCGCCAUGUCUACCGCCCAGUCACUCAAAUCCGUGGACUACGAGGUGUUCGGAAGAGUGCAGGGUGUUUGCUUCAGAAUGUAUACAGAAGAUGAAGCUAGGAAAAUAGGAGUGGUUGGCUGGGUGAAGAAUACCAGCAAAGGCACCGUGACAGGCCAAGUGCAGGGGCCAGAAGACAAAGUCAAUUCCAUGCUGGAGUGCAGUGGUCUGAUCUAGACUCACUGCAGCCUUGACCUUCUGGGCUCAAGUGAUCUUCCCACGUCAACCUCCUGAGUGCACAUGCUGGCUAAUUUGUGUGUGUGUGUGUGUGUGUGUGUGUGUAUAUUUUGUUGUUGUUGUUGUUGUUGUUGUUGUUGUUGCUUUGUAGAGAUAGUGUCUCACUAUGUUGCUCAGGCUGGUAUAGGACUCUUGGCUUCAAAUGACUUUCCUGCCUCAGCCUCCCAAAGUGCUGGGAUUACAAAAAUAAACUUUAUUUUUGAGAACAGUUUUAUAUUUACAGAAAAAUUGUGAAGAUAGUACAGAGACUUUCCAUAUACUCCCCACACAGUUUUCCUCCUAUUAACAUUUUACAUUAAUAUGAUACGUAUGUUAACAAUUAAUGGACCAAUAUGGAUACAUUAGUAUUAACUAAAAUCCCUAUUUAUUUAGAUUUCAAUUUUUACCUAAUGUCCAUUUUAUGUCUUAGGAUCCCAUUAUUGUAUUUGCUUUUUAAUUGGGCAUUCUCUUGAAAUUAAGAGAAGUGACAUUUUGGCUGGGUGCAGUGGCUCAUGCCUGUAAUCCCAGCACUUCGGGAGGCUGAGGCGGGCGGAUCACUUGAGGUCAGGAGUUCAAGACCAGCCUGUCCAACACAGCGAGAUCGUGUCUCUACAAAAAAUACAAAAACUAGCUGGGGUUGGUGGCACACGCCUGUUGUCCCAGCUACUUGGGAGGCUGAGGCAAGAGAAUCGCUUGAGUCUGGGAGGCAGAGGUUGCAAUGAGAUGAGAUUGCACCACCGCACUCCAGUCUGGGCAAUGGGAGUAGCCUGUCCCAAAAAAAAUAAAAUAAAAUAAAAAUAAAGACAGAAGUGACAUUUUUAUGAUAUUAAAUCUUCCCAUUUAAGAACACACAGAUGUUGUUCCAUUUGCUUAGAUUUUAAAAUUUAUCCUUCAGUAUGAUUUUAUGGUUUUCUUUAUAUAGGUUUUUGUACUUUUCUUGCUAAGUUAUUUCUAAGUAUCUUAAUGACUUUUUCACUAUUGCAUAUGGAUUUCUUUCCCAUUUAUGCUUCUAGUUGUUCAUGCUUAAAUAUGGAAUAUCUAAUGACUUUUGUGUAUUAAUUAGAUAUCAUAGUAUUACCUUAUCAGAUAUUCUUAUUAAUUCUAUCAGUUUUUUAAAAAACUAUAGUCUAUUGGGUUUUUAAAAAAUACAGUUAUGCAAUUAGUAAAAAUGGUGUAUCUUUGUUUCAGUGACUUCAUUUGUCAGACCUGCCAUGACAAUGUUGAAUAAUAAUAGCCAUAGCAGGCAUGCCUGUUUGGUUUCUGACUUUAUUUAAAAUAGUUUUAUUGUUUCACCUAGUAAAAAGAUGUUUGCUGUUGGUUUUAGGUAAAUAUACUUUAUCACAAUAAAUUUUACUUUUGCAUUCCUUGAA
This is a messenger RNA of Homo sapiens (human), 1703 nucleotides long. It is a transcript of the gene ACYP2, whose product is annotated as acylphosphatase 2. The coding region runs from base 85 to 294 and encodes 69 amino acids. The record is from RefSeq and is marked reviewed. Gene Ontology annotation, molecular function: acylphosphatase activity. The transcript is spliced from 4 exons. NCBI's taxonomy places the organism in Eukaryota, Metazoa, Chordata, Mammalia, Primates, Hominidae.